GCUUUUAUUUUGAAGGUUCACAUUAACUUCCGAAAACCUCUGAAAACGUCACCGUCACACGCCCAGGCUCCGACCCAUCUCUGUAGAAAGGUGUGGAUUUCGCGUUACUGACAAUGGGAGCCAUAAUUUCACGGUGGAAGACUAAACCUUCCACUGUGGAACUUCUAGAGGUAUUGGAUAAGGACAUAAAGGACCUUGAUGAGUUUCGUGCAAAGAACCAGCGUUUGCUGAAGUUGUGGGUGGGCCGACUUCUCUUCUACUCAUCUGCUCUGUACCUGAUCACAUGUCUGUGUGUGUAUUACCUGUAUUUCCCUGAGCAAUGGAGCGCUCGGCUCAUCACUGCCUUGCCUCUGCUGGCCUUUCCUGCACUAGUGUUGCUACUAAGAAAACUGCUCAUCUUCCUCUUCUCCAAACGUACAGAGAGAAACAAUGAAAAAUUAGAUGAUUUAAAAGCACAGAAACGGAAAAUACUUGAGGAGGUGAUGGAAACGGAGACCUACAAAAAUGCUAAACUCAUAUUGGAGAGAUUCGAUCCAGAAUCUAAAAAGAAAGCAGAAGCAGAAGCCACUCCAGUCAGACCACAUAUGACCCCUAGACCAGGACAAGAUCUUCGGCAGAGGCAUGUUGCAAUGGCUACUCCAGGUCCAGUACCCAGUCCCAGGUCCCCAGGAGGCACACCCCUUCACGGUGCCCCAGGAGGGCCUCCAGAGAAAGGGCUAGCCGGGUCUGUAGCCAGCCCAACAGGAGCGAGCCAGACAGAAACACCACAACAAAUGAUGAGAAGAAGCAUGAGUCCUUAUUCACCAGGACCUGGACCAGGUAUGCGUCCUCCUGGUCCACCUCUUGCUCGACCCAUCCUUCCACGAGAGCGCAGCGCUGUGGACAGAGUCAUUGAGUAUUUGGUGGGAGAUGGACCUCAGAACAGAUAUGCAUUGAUUUGCCAGCAGUGCUUUUCCCACAAUGGUAUGGCUUUGAAAGAGGAAUUUGAGUAUGUAGCGUUCCGUUGUGCGUAUUGCUACUUCAUGAACCCGGCGAGAAAGACACGACCCAGACUCCCAGAAUUCAGUUUUGAGCGCAGACUUCGCUCUGAAUCUCCUGAAACACAGUCUUCUGCCGCCACGGAGACACCAGAGGACAGUGACGCCCCUGAAGAUGACAUAGAAAGAACUACCACUGUGGAGCCUCAGGACCCUACCGCUGAAGAUCCACCUGCUGCACAUGAAUCAGAGGAAGAAGAGGCACAGUCUCAGCAGAGCCCGUCCCCCUCAGAGGAUGUCCAACAGGAAGAGGCUGGAGCUCAGGGGCAACAGCAGAAAGAGGAGGAAUCGAGCUAAACUGUGUUUGAAUACAGUUUAAACAUGUUUUUGAUCAAUGCCGUUCACUGCAGCUUUUGGUUUUUGGGCUGUUUGGUUUUGAAUUCACUCUAAAGCAUGUUCAUUAAGUACUUCUUAGUAAUUCUGGAGGUUGUUAUGAGUUUUUACUGCUAAUUUAUUUAUAUAUGCACCACAGUGUUUACAUAUAGGUGGCUAAAUGUCAUAUCACAUUACAGUUAUAAUACUAAUGGUGUGGUGCUCCCCAUAGUGGUGAUGUGACCCAGUACAAUACCUGUCAUGGUUUGUUUAUGAGGGUGAUUUCACAAACUGCAAUUGCUAGAGUCAGAACAGUAUUACAUUUUACAUUCAGUUGCAUAGUAAAUAAGGAUAAAACAUGUAGCAGGAGUUUAGCUGUCUUUGUGUUUACAGAAUUAUUUGAAACCACAAGCUGAACAAAAAUACACUCUGAAAAAAGCAUAGUCCUUGUCGGGGAGUGGUGCUUUUUUUGUUUUGCCAAAUGCACUAUUUUGAUUCUUAAAUAUUUAUUCUUUUGUUCUGAAUUGUUUUAAUUGCUUGUGUUUUUUCUGGCCAACAGUUUGUUUACUUAUUUGUGUAUAAUUCAACUGUCUUGUGCCUUUCUGGUUAGGAAUAUGUCUUGGGACUUACUGCACAGUUUACAAAAUUGCAAAAUUUGUCAAAAUAAUUGGUUUUCAUACAUAGGACGUACUCAAUAAGCAACACAAAAUUCAUGUGCUUUGGAACUGGAAUUAUCCACUUGUUCUUGUUUGUUUGUCAGUACUUGCAAGUUGUUGUGCACAUGUCUGUUGCAUUUACAGACUGGAUUGUGUGCAUGGUAAAUCCAAUAAAAUGCUUUUU
This is a messenger RNA of Onychostoma macrolepis, 2189 nucleotides long. It is a transcript of the gene lnpkb, whose product is annotated as lunapark, ER junction formation factor. The record is from RefSeq and is a predicted model, not a curated record. Gene Ontology annotation, biological process: endoplasmic reticulum tubular network organization. NCBI's taxonomy places the organism in Eukaryota, Metazoa, Chordata, Actinopteri, Cypriniformes, Cyprinidae. Gene Ontology annotation, cellular component: endoplasmic reticulum tubular network.